Molecule: messenger RNA, 2918 nt
Organism: Microtus ochrogaster (prairie vole)
Lineage: Eukaryota; Metazoa; Chordata; Mammalia; Rodentia; Cricetidae
Gene: Fgd2
Product: FYVE, RhoGEF and PH domain containing 2
Biological process (GO): cytoskeleton organization; filopodium assembly
Cellular component (GO): cytoplasm
Molecular function (GO): metal ion binding; guanyl-nucleotide exchange factor activity
Source: RefSeq, a predicted model, not a curated record
GGCAGUCUGAAGAGAUGGGCACAGAUUUCAGGCUGUCCUAGCCCUGCCUCGCCCCCAGGACAGGGAGUGUGGAGUGCGCUGGCCAGUUGCCUCCCUCCCAGCUUCUGGGGUAACUGAGGACCACCCUGCAGCCUUGCAGGAUGGAGCAUGCCGGCGGCAACGAGGAGAAGCAGGCUUCAGUGUGCAACCUGGUGGCUGUGUUUGAGAACAGCAGCAGGACGGUGGGAACAGCACCUGGAUCCCAUAGUCUUGAUGGCCAGCCCCGUAGCCCCGAACACCAGCUGCCCCUAUCCCCAGGGCCUUGGGAGGCACCUCCUGCUGAGGAAGCCUUGAAGUCUGAGCUCCGACCAGUCAGCAGGACAUAUCUGAACUCCCUCAAAAAUAAGCUAAUAAGCGGGGCUUGGAGGAAAUCCUGCCAGCCUGGGGCUGGGCCAGGGCCAGAGGCACAGGAACCUGAGGAGAAGAGGGUUGUGCAGGAGCUUCUGGAGACAGAGCAGGCCUACGUUGCACGCCUGCACCUGCUUGACCAGGUGUUCUUCCAGGAGCUGCUGAGAGAGGCGGGCCGCAGCAAGGCCUUCCCUGAGGACGUGGUACGGCUCAUCUUCUCCAACAUCUCCUCCAUCUACUGCUUUCAUGCUCAGUUCUUCCUCCCAGAGCUGCAGCGGCGCGUGGAUGACUGGACAGCCACACCCCGCAUCGGAGAUGUGAUCCAGAAACUGGCCCCGUUCCUGAAGAUGUACAGCGAGUAUGUGAAGAACUUUGAGCGCGCAGCGGAGCUGCUGGCCACCUGGAUGGAGAAGUCUCAGCCCUUCCAGGAGGUGGUUACUCGCAUCCAGCUCAGCGAGGCCUCGGGCAGCCUGACCCUGCAACACCACAUGCUCGAGCCAGUGCAGAGGAUACCGCGGUACGAACUGCUGCUCAAGGAGUAUGUGCAGAAGCUGCCAGCCGAGGCGCCAGACCGUGCAGAUGCCCAGAGAGCGCUGGACAUGAUCUUCUCAGCUGCGCAGCACUCCAAUGCAGCCAUUGCAGAGAUGGAGCGGCUGCAGGGCCUGUGGGAGGUAUAUCAGCGCCUGGGCCUGGAGGAUGACAUGGUGGACCCCUCCAACACCCUGCUCCGAGAGGGCCCCGUCCUGAAGAUCUCCUUCCGACGCAGCGACCCGAUGGAGCGUUACCUGUUUUUGUUCAACAACAUGCUGCUGUAUUGUGUACCCCGCGUCCUUCAAGUGGGCGCCCAGUUCCAGGUGCGAACCCGCAUCGACGUGGCUGGCAUGAAGGUGCGGGAGCUGACUGAUGCUGAGUUCCCACACUCCUUCCUGGUGUCUGGAAAGCAGCGCACGCUGGAGCUGCAGGCCCGGUCCAGAGAGGAAAUGAUUUCCUGGAUUCAGGCCUGCCAGACAGCUAUUGACCACGUCGAGAAGCGGAGUGAAACCUUCAAGGCUGCUGUCCAGGGACCACAAGGGGACACACAGGAGCUCAAGCCACAGGCAGAGGAACUGGGCCUCCGAGCGCCUCAGUGGGUCCGAGACAAAAUGGUGACCAUGUGCAUGCGCUGCCAGGAUCCCUUCAAUGCCCUGAUGCGUCGGCGCCACCACUGCCGGGCUUGUGGCUAUGUGGUCUGUGCCAAGUGCUCCGACUACCGCGCAGAGUUGAAAUAUGACGGCAACAGGCCCAACCGCGUCUGCCUGGCCUGCUACACUUUUCUCACCGGAAACGUGCUCCCUGACAGCAAGGAGGACAAGAGGAGAGGCAUCUUGGAGAAAGACUCCCUGGCAGGGCCUGACCAGAGCCUGGUGUGCAGCUUCCUGCAUCUCAUGGGGGACAAGUGGGGCAGGAGCGGCCCCCGGGGCUGGUGUGUGAUCCCCCGAGAUGACCCCCUAGUGCUGUAUGUCUAUGCGGCCCCUCAGGACAUGAAGGCUCACACCUCCAUUCCCCUGCUGGGCUAUCAGGUGACGGCGGGACCCCAGGGGGACCCUCGGGUUUUCCAGCUGCAACAGUCAGGUCAGCUGUACACCUUCAAAGCCGAGUCUGAAGAGCUGCAGGGCCGCUGGGUGAGGGCUAUCAAGCGCGCGGCCAGUGGCUGGACCCCUGAGGGACCUGACGAGGAAGACAUGUCUGACUGAACCACGGCUGAUGUUUCUCAAGAACCUUGCCCAUGGCAGCCUUUCCGGGCUGACCCCACUGCCCUGUCACUCCAUGCCAAGUUAGGUUACUCUGACCCAUUCUGUCAUCCUUGUCCAGAUGUUCACUCCGACUCUGUUUCCGGUAGAUUCAGGUCCUUUACUUCAGGAAGACACAACCACGUGUCUCAGCUGGCUGGGGGUAGGAGUGUCCCUGAGCCGUGAGAUCUUCAUUGCUGAAACAGGGAAGCGUGACCAGUGUUGUAGCUUAGCGGGUAGAGUGCCUGCCUAGCACAUGCGAAGCCCUGAACUGGGUCCUCAGCAUGACACAUACUGGCCAUGGUGACACAUGUCUGUGAUCCCAGCAAUUGCAUAGGUAGAAGAUGGGAUACCAAAAGCUCAAAGGUGCCCUUGGCUGCAUAGCAUUACAAUCCAGCCUGGACUACAUGAAACCUUGCAAGCACAACACACACACAUACACACAAAUCAAAAUAAGCCAGGUGGUAGUAAACUGGGCGGUUGUAGCACACAACUUUAGCCUCAGUACUGGGGAGGUAGAGACAGGCAGUUCUCUGAGUUUGAGGCCAACCUGGUCUACAGAGUGAGUUCUAGGACAGGCAGAGCUAAACAGAGAAACCCUGUCUGGAAAAAAAAAUCAAAAAAGUAUGAGAAGUCCCAGGUACCCAGUACCCAUGACUGUUUGCACCCUUGUGAGGGUCUCAGCCCAGGCUGUGAAGUAAUCACCUAGGAAGGUUUGGAAUGGUUGUGGAAAAUAGACACCAACUGACUCUGAAAUUAAAC